This is a messenger RNA of Meloidogyne enterolobii, 138 nucleotides long. NCBI's taxonomy places the organism in Eukaryota, Metazoa, Nematoda, Chromadorea, Rhabditida, Meloidogynidae. The record is from the annotation of a GenBank genome assembly.
AUGAAGAGAGCGCGUGAAUGUGUAGAGGAUAAUGACCUUCCAGCAAAUUGUCAACAAUUAUUGUAUAUUUUGCAUGAAUGUAGACGCAAUUCAAUUGAUCCUAGAGCCCGUUUUAGAGGAAGAAGAGGGGAUAUGUAG